UGGACGGACCGGUAGUUAUGCUAUCUUGGCCGUUGGAUAUGCAGCGGUCGACCCUUCUAACAACAUUCUAUUUUCCCGCUAUUAGUUGGCUCUUCUUUUUCUGCUCAAGAUCCUCACAGAAUUCCAGGUCCACUCACUCUCUUCCCUCGUUUUCGGAUCCUUCAAGCACCCAAUUAGUUUAUCUUCUUCCGGAAGAAUAAUUUCUCUACUGUUUUCUUUCUUAGGGAAUUUAAAUUGAUUUAUCGCCAAGAAUUGUCAGACCGACGAUUUUCUACUUCUUUUUUAAGAAGAACAUAAUCUAGAAAUUGACUAGAACCAUCCUGUUUCUGUGGCAUUUGGAUUCUAUAUCAACCAUUUGAUCAAACCCAUAUCGCCAUUUUCUCGUGUUUGGUUUAUUCUUUUGGAUUUCAUUUGGAUGUUUCUGAUAAAUAAUCGAAGAAAAUAUCCUGAAUUUGACUUGAAUCGGGCUGUUUUUGAGAAUUUGGGACUUUAUAUCGACCAUUUGAUUUAACCCAUAUCGCCAUUUCUCCAUUUUGUCUGAUUUCUUUUGGGCUUUUAUUUGGAUUUUUUGAUAAAUUGCUUAUUAGCAUAACUAUGGUUUCACUGAAGAAUGGGGUUCUUGUAAAGCUUCUCCAUGAGAUGGAAAUGGAAGAAAAGGAAUUGGACGAUGUGCAGAAACCUGCACUGUUACAAAUCAGAAGCAUAAUUCCUGUAUUGGAAGAAGGUAAUCUAUGGCCUAAUAGAGGAUUUUUCUUAAAGGUUUCAGAUAUGGCACACCAAAUGUUUGUUUCUUUGCCUCAAGAAGAGGAUGAGAUGAUUUUGGGUAACAAAUUAAAACUAGGGCAAUUUGUAUAUGUUCAAAAGUUGGAGAAGGCUACUCCAGUUCCAUUGCUCAGAGGCAUAAACCCUAUUCCAGGUAGGCAUCCGUGUGAGGGAACUCCUGAAGAUAUUGUUUCACCUGGAAAUUUGAUGAAGUUUCUUCAGGCAUCUAACAUCGAUUCAAUUGUCGAAAAGGGUGUCAUUUUGGAGAAAAAGAUGUCUGAAAGUUCAUCAGAUUCAAGCAAGUUAGCACGAGGAUUUUCCGAUUCGGAGUCGUUAAUAAAAGGAACCGAGGGCUUGGAGGGUAGAUCUCGACAAAGAGUUCGCUCUUUGAGUGCUUCAAAAGCCCAUCCAGGUGAAAGCAAGAAAGAAAAAUGCCAUAUUGGAAUACCUCCUAUUGAGAAGAAAAGUUGUAAUGUUGGUGCCAAAGUGAAAACAAGUAGGCCGCAUUCUGUUUAUAAUGAUAGUGAUUCAGAUAGUGUAUUAUCAUCAACUCACACUUCAAAGAGAAGAAGCUGGACUGAGUCAGAUAUUUUGCAAGUCAAGGAAAUUUUUGAUUCUUCAGUUGCCAAGCCUGAAAUUAGACCAACAGCUCGUAGCACAAAUGUUUCACCUGCACGUUCUGGGAGGUACUGUAGCUCUGAUGACAAUUUGAGUUCCAAGUCAAAAAGAAGAGAUGUUGCUUCAGCUAAAAGAAUAGUUAAGGUUUCCAACAAAGGCCAAACUCCUGUAUCAAAAGUUGAUAAUGUGCAGAUGUCAAAGUCAUUAUUCAGUUUAGUCCAUGACAGAAAAGGGGCAGAAAGCGGAAUAUCUUGGAGCUCCCUUCCAUCAAGCUUAGUGAAGCUUGGCAAGGUACAGGAAUCAAGAAAAUGUACUUCCACAAGACUGGUGCAUAUUAUGACUUGUAGCUAGGAAAGAAGAGUAAAACUUUAAUUCCUUGCUCUGCAUGGUCAAGUAAUUUUUUUCCACAAGAUGUGUGUAUUAAUUGAAUGUUCACAAAUAAAAUAAUUUUCAACACAAAUAAAAUAAUUUUCAACAGUAUGGAGCCUAAAUGCCUAAUAAUAUUGUAUACUUAUUCCCCAAUUUUCAGGUGUAUUUUGGGUUAUACAUUUAUUAGUUUGCCGUAAAUUUCUAUGUGUACAAAAAUUUUUUUAGAGCCAUUUUUGGGUGUGAAAGAGAGGUUAGAGGAAAAACCUUGUAUUCUUGUCUCCAUUAUGGAGAAAACUUGGGGUGGCGAGUGGUUGUGGAUGCUUUUCUCUCUU
Olea europaea var. sylvestris is the source of this 2081-nucleotide messenger RNA. RefSeq lists its product as uncharacterized. The record is from RefSeq and is a predicted model, not a curated record. The coding region runs from base 595 to 1731 and encodes 378 amino acids. The transcript has 2 exons. NCBI's taxonomy places the organism in Eukaryota, Viridiplantae, Streptophyta, Magnoliopsida, Lamiales, Oleaceae.